Messenger RNA from Callorhinus ursinus (northern fur seal), 3861 nucleotides. The record is from RefSeq and is a predicted model, not a curated record. NCBI's taxonomy places the organism in Eukaryota, Metazoa, Chordata, Mammalia, Carnivora, Otariidae.
GUACUUCCGCUUCCGCCGCCGCAGCAUUUCCGGAUUGGAAGAAAGGUGGCGGCGCUUUGGGCGUUUCCCCACAGGAAUAGAAUGGAAGGAGAAUCCAGCAGACUGGAAAUUCACACUCCAGUUUUUGACAAGAAAAAGAAAAAGUACUCUGUAUAUAAAGAAGGACAUUUGAGGCAUCCCCAUGAAAGUGUCAGAGACUCCCCCCUGGCAAGCGAGCCGUCUCAUGUAACCAAGAGUAAGAAAAAAAGAAAGGAUUGCCAGCAUCUUCUUCCUUCCCCUUUGAAAAAAUCAGAAAUUGGUGGUGAGACGAAAAAGGCCACUUCUGUACCCAAAAAGAAAAAAAAGAAAAAACACAGGGCUUCAGAGAUGGAUGAGGAAACAGGUGUGGUGUAUGUCUUGGUGGAUAAAGAAAAUAUCGAGAACACACCAAAGAAUUUUAGGAGGGAUGUCGAUGUCGUGUAUGUUGACAUGAGCCAGGAACAGAAGCCAGCAAAAGAGCCUGAAGCAGACGAACUGCAUUCAGUUCCUAAGUCACAUAAAAACGAGUCAGAAGAGCUGCAUCGUAAAGUUAGGGAGACAAAGAGUAGAAAACAUCGGAGGAAAGUGGCCUCCUGGGAUGCUGAGCAGGAGAGCCUGCGUGCAAGCCUCGCUCUGCCCAAGUCAGAACCACACAAGCAGGAAACCCUGCUUUCUGUGGGCCCAGGAGGUGGAAUCCCACAACUACCAGCAUCGGGCAAUAAAAAAAAGUCUAAGAAAAAAAAGAGAAAAAUUGCACAUCAUCAGGAACUUGAGGCAUUGCCUGGGCCUGAGAGUCUAGAGAGCGUGUACUCUGAAGGAUGGCAAGGGGUUGGUGAGGUCGGGACUGCAGAAGGCAGUAAGGAAGCCGGCCGUGUAAAGAAAAAGUCUAAGAAAAGGAAGCGAAGGUCUUCUCUUGAAAGUCCCGUAGCUCCUGGGGGUGAUUUUUCAGUGCCCGCAGAGAGAUUUGAGGACACACACCCUGAUUCACUGGAAGGUAAUGGUGCCCUGAUUGAAGAAAGAGCGAAACCCAGGCCACAGGAGGAGAAAACCCAGGCCUGUUUGGAAGAGGUGCAGAGGUUAGAACCUACAAAUGAAGAGGAAAGACAUUUGGAAUUGGCCAAAGAUUCUGAAACAAGAUAUUUAUCGGAAGACUCCAGAGAUUUGGGUGACUCAGAUGUGGAUUUAGACUCGGCUGUGAGGCAGCUCCAAGAGUUCAUUCCGGACAUCAAGGAAAGGGCUGCCACCACAAUCAAGCGAAUGUACCGGGAUGACUUGGGGCGGUUUAAGGAAUUUAAAGCACAGGGUGUCGCUAUUAGAUUUGGCAAGUUUUCUGUAAAGGAAAACAAGCAGUUAGAGAAAAACGUGCAAGAAUUUCUAUCCCUGACAGGAAUUGAGAGUGCAGACAAACUGCUGUACACAGACAGAUACCCAGAGGAGAAAUCUGUGAUCACCGACUUAAAAAGAAAAUAUGCAUUUAGAUUGCACAUUGGAAAGGGCAUUGCCCGGCCCUGGAAACUCGUCUACUAUCGAGCAAAGAAGAUGUUUGAUGUCAACAAUUAUAAAGGCAGGUACAGCGAGGGGGACGUGGAGAAGUUAAAGAUCUACCACUCCCUGCAUGGGAACGACUGGAAAAAGAUCGGCGAGGUGGUGGCUCGAAGCAGCCUCUCCGUCGCCUUGAAGUUCUCCCAGAUCAGCAGUCCAAGAAAUCAUGGUGCUUGGAGUAAGACGGAAACCCAGAAACUAAUCAAGGCCGUUGAAGAAGUGAUUCUAAAGAAAAUGUCUCCCCAUGAGUUAAAAGAGGUGGAUUCUAAACUCCAAGAAAACCCUGAAGGCUGCCUGUCUAUUGUUAGGGAAAAACUCUACAAGGGCAUAUCUUGGGUAGAAGUAGAAGCCAAAGUAGAAACCAGAAAUUGGAUGCAGUGUAAAAGUAAGUGGACGGAAAUCCUAACCAAGAGGAUGACGAAUGGUCGGGAUGUGUACCGCGGAGUUAAUGCUCUGCAGGCCAAAAUCAACCUCAUUGAAAGAUUGUAUGAGGUAAACGUGGAGGACACUAACGAGAUAGAUUGGGAAGACCUUGCUAGCGCCAUAGGUGAUGUUCCUCCGUCCUAUGUUCAAACUAAAUUUUAUAAGCUGAAAGCUACCUGUGUUCCCUUUUGGCAGAAGAAGACUUUUCCAGAGAUUAUAGACUACCUUUACGAGACCACCCUGCCUCUGCUUAAGGAAAAGUUAGAGAAGAAGGUGGAGAAAACAGGCACCGAAAUCCAGAGUCCCGCGACCCCCAGGCAGGCCUUCCGGUUCAGAGACAUCUUCUAUCAUGACGACAGUGAGGGAGAAGGCGGGGAGAAGAGGUAGGGGACAGUGCUGUGUCUGGCCUCCUCUCCAGGUUUGGUCGUAUUUCUGUGCAUGGGGCAGAGACGCUGCUUUCAGUACUGAUGUUUAGUAGAGAAGGGGCCAUGGCCAAAGGAAGGGGACGUCUACGCUCCUUCGUAUUAUGGAGCCUCCCAAAGCAAUUCACCCAUUCAGACUCUAGUGUGUGUGCGCGCGCAAAGAAAGAGGAGCAUCCAGAGUUUAUUUGCUAUCGCUGGACCAUUGAAGAUAAGCCCAGUUGGCAGUUUCUGUAGAACAGCAGUAUCUCAAGUCCCUCUCGCAGCAGAAGGGAGAGUCCCACCCCGUGAACAUUUCAUUGUGGAUUUCACCACACGCACACUCCCCAAAAAUGGGAACCCUGACAGUUGUAGUCAGGCACGCGUGCCAGUUUGCUUUCUGUUUUCCCAGUUGUCACUCUGUGUGCCCAGGGUAUGUGAGUUCUAGAUAAGCAUUCGCAGGGGGCCGUGGAUCUGCUGGUCUCUCAGCCUGGCUUCCAUUUGCAUGUACCUGCCUCCGUGUGCGGAUCUCAUCUUCCUGAAGGAGUCAGGUGUUUAAGGUUACGUAUUUUGCAUACAAGAUGCGUUCUCAAAGGCAGUCACUGAGUUCAUCUGGUGUUCCAGCUGGGAAAAAAAACAAAAUCCAAGACAAAAACCCAGCAGUCUCUUCCACUGCUUCCAGAGAAAUCUGGCUCUGUUAGAUGUAUGGAAAGAUGCCAUGUGGGUCUAAGGCACAGCUCACACCUCACAGAAUUUCAAGGAUAAUUUACAUGUUGGGCUAUUCCAUCAAAUUAGGAAAGCAAAACCACUCUAGGUGUUUCACACAGAGAAGGAUUUAAUGUAGGGAUUUAGGUUACAAAAUUGUUAAUAGGAUUGAGAGCGCACACGGAAAGGCUGACUUCCCGAGCCCUGGGUAACUGUGGCCCCCGCUGCCCUGCAAGGGGCAUGAGCGUUCCAGGCUCCUGGCCACACAUGAACAUGGAAGGAAGGUGUGGGUGAGCAACGCCCCGUGCAACGAUGUCACCAUCUGUGCCAAGACUGGACUCCACCGUCUCCUGAGUGUUCUCUCUGACGCCAUUUAUCUCACAUCAUGAUGUGUGCGCUGUCAGUUAAUUCACCCACAAAGCUAGACAUUUUUCCAAAGCUGCCAUACUUGGAGAAGCAAGAAUACAGAGACAGGUCUAGGAGGCUGGCCACCAGCUUAUCCUCAGCACCUGUCACAGUGUUGCACGCAUAAGAGACACUCAGUAAAUAUGCAGCAAACAAGUGGAUAUUUCUUUUUAGCAGGUAUUUUACCUUUCGUCACCUCCUAUCCAUCGAACAUACCUGUCCCCAUGCUGACGGGAAUGAAAGUUCCUUUUGGAGGACAAUCCGCUGAAAUACAUCAAAGCCUUAAGAAUGUAUUUUAUGAUCCAGCAAUUUCACUUAUAGAGAUAAAGUGGUUUCACUUUCCAGAAAUAAAAGAACUCAUGUAUAAGAA